Messenger RNA from Microplitis mediator, 1364 nucleotides. RefSeq lists its product as uncharacterized. The coding region runs from base 94 to 588 and encodes 164 amino acids. NCBI's taxonomy places the organism in Eukaryota, Metazoa, Arthropoda, Insecta, Hymenoptera, Braconidae. The record is from RefSeq and is a predicted model, not a curated record. The transcript is spliced from 4 exons.
UAAAUCUCUCUUCAGAGGUUUUAUAAAGCCGAUGGUUAUUAUGUAGCUCACAGAUACUGUAAUAUUCUUGUGGCAUUCAGCUCAAAGGACAAUAUGUUGUCAACUACGAUUUUUUUAAUUGUUCAAUUUUUGAGCAUACAGGGAGCCAUGGUUAUAGUUUUGGAAGAUGUUGUUUGCCCCAUUUUCAGUGAGGAAUAUUUUACAGAACCGGAUACUUAUUUGGAUGAACAUAACGGAUUAGUCUUGAACUUCACAAUAAUUAAAACAUUUCCGGAAGCAACUCAAGGACAUUUUGCAUUAGUAGGAGCAUCAAUGGGUGAAUAUAUUGUGAAUACUGGAAUCGAUGUACAGAUGGACUUAUGUGACAUGCUUGAGGAACCUAUUAUACUUGGUCGUUUUCUUCGGGUAUUCGGAUUUUCUGAAGACAAUUGUCCACCUAAGAUUGGUGUGUAUGGAAGUGAAGGUUAUGAGAUACCAACAGACACAUUGCCUGAUGACUUCCCACCUAAUAAAUAUUUAGCAAUUUUCGAAAUUUUAGGCGAGGGAAAGUCGCUAAUAGUAGCACAUAUAUACUUUAGUAUUCAAUAACACGAGAUGUUAUUUUUAUCGCGAAACUAUUGUAGUCAUCAAAUGUAAAUACUUUUCGAUUUGGAAUCAUGGAUCCUAAUAAAAGAUAACUGCCCGUAAUAAAAUUUUCUGAUAAGCACUUGUAUGGCCGUGUAUGAAUCGUCGAUAUCAGGAAUGAUAUGGAAAUUGGCCAGAUCUGAACUUAUAUAGACAUGUCAGGCUAUAUAUUCUAAUCGUACAAAUUGAAUUACAUAUUUUAUUACGAUCUCCUACUCGACUUUGGAAUUCGCAGCAAUUUUCGGUCACUAGGUACCUAACCUAUAAGAUGGUCGUUAAUUGCAGAAGUCAAGAUCUUAAGCAACACCUAGAGGGUGCGAAUGCGAGUUAUAGGGGGCGCUUACUGAGGCCAUACAAAGGAAUGAUCACGAGGUAUCAGCCAUUUUAAUCAUCAGUCAUGGAAGACAUCUUGGGUUGCUGGUCAGUUUCGUUAAACUCAUUACCAGAGCCAGGAUUUUUACUUUGAAUUAACCUUUCGUUACUCGCGUCCACUCGCCCGACGAUUUUCAUCGCACGGCGAGCACUGUGCCGCCCAUGCUAAAGGAAAUGCGACGUUGCCAAAUUAUAAUGCUAUAAUGAAUUAUUUCUUACAGUAACAACAGUAAGUUUGGCAACGGGUUCACAAAAAUUGAAUCGACGAUUUAACUCGCGUAAUGAGCACUGUGCCGCUUUUUCACAUUCUUGUAAUACACACCCGAUGAAAAAAGAUUUUAUACAAUUGUAUAAAAUUAUAUACAAAA